Messenger RNA from Oenanthe melanoleuca, 1458 nucleotides. It is a transcript of the gene APLNR, whose product is annotated as apelin receptor. Lineage: Eukaryota; Metazoa; Chordata; Aves; Passeriformes; Muscicapidae. Gene Ontology annotation, biological process: immune response; G protein-coupled receptor signaling pathway. Gene Ontology annotation, cellular component: membrane. The transcript has a single exon. The record is from RefSeq and is a predicted model, not a curated record. Gene Ontology annotation, molecular function: G protein-coupled receptor activity. Bases 94 to 1209 code for a protein of 371 amino acids.
GGGAGGUAACGCGGUGGGAUUCGCGGGCGGCUCAGGGGCCGGAGGAGCGGGUGAGCCCGGGAUGAGCUGAGCGGAGCGGAGCCCAGCGCCAGGAUGGAGGAGGCGACGGAAGCCUACACCUACGGCUUCGACAACGAUACGGACUGCGAGUACGCGGAGUGGGGCCCCUCGCUGGCCCUGCUUCCCACCAUCUACCUGCUGGUCUUCCUGCUGGGCACCACCGGCAACGGGCUGGUCCUCUGGACCGUCUUCAAGGGCGGCCGCGACCGCCGGCGCUCGGCCGACACCUUUAUCGCCAACCUGGCCGUGGCCGACCUCACCUUCGUGGUCACCCUGCCCCUCUGGGCCGCCUACGCCUGGCUGGGCUACCACUGGCCCUUCGGCACGGCCGCCUGCAAGGUCAGCAGCUACCUGGUGUUCGUCAACAUGUACGCCAGCGUCUUCUGCCUGACCGGCCUCAGCUUCGACCGCUACCUGGCCAUCGUCCGGCCGCUGGCCACCGCCAAGCUGCGCUCGCGGGUCAGCGGGCUGCUGGCCACCGUGGCGCUGUGGCUGCUGGCCGCCCUGCUGGCCCUGCCCGCCCUGGUGCUGCGGCGGGCGGCCGCCCUCGGCGGGGACACCAAGAUCACCUGCUACAUGGACUACGGGGAGCUGGCGGCGCAGGGCACGGAGAGCGCCUGGGAGGUGGGGCUGGGGCUCUCCUCCACCGCGCUGGGCUUCGUGGCGCCCUUCGCCGUGAUGCUGACCUGCUACUUCUUCAUCGCCCGCACCGUGGCCACUCACUUCCGCCGGGAGCGGGCCGAGGGGCCCCGCAAGCGCAAGCGCCUCCUCACCAUCAUCACGGUGCUGGUGGCCGCCUUCGGGGGCUGCUGGCUGCCCUUCCACCUGGUCAAGACCCUCUACGUGCUGAUGGACCUGGAGGUGCUGCCCUGGUCCUGCGCCCUCCACACCUUCCUCAACAACCUCCAUCCCUACUGCACCGGCAUCGCCUACAUCAACAGCUGCCUCAACCCCUUCCUCUACGCCUUCUUCGAUCCCCGCUUCCGACACGCCUGCGCCGCCCUCCUCUGCUGCCGGACCCCCGGCCCCGGCCCCGAGCGCUCCGCCAGCUACUCCUCGGGGCACAGCCACCCCCCCGGGGGCAAGGGGGGCCCCGGCCCGGGGGGCAAGCUGGACCCCGCCACCCAGGAGACGCUCUUCCGAGCCUGAGCCCCUCCCCGACCGCCCCCGGCGCCCCCCGAGCUGGUCUACUCGGGGGGAACCCCCUCCCACCUCCGCCUCGCCCCAAAGCCUGGCUUGCUUUGGGGAUGCCCCCGCUGGAAAGCCCUGCUCGCGGGGAGGGGAAACUGAGGCACAGCCAGGGAGGAGCCCCUGGGGGGCUCAGGCAGGGGCGGCUCCCUCGGCACUCCCAGGGCUUUGUGUUUUGUGACAAAUAAAUGAAUUUUGGUUAAAAAAGGA